This is a messenger RNA of Lethenteron reissneri (Far Eastern brook lamprey), 4150 nucleotides long. Its product is annotated as isotocin receptor-like. Gene Ontology annotation, biological process: positive regulation of vasoconstriction; regulation of systemic arterial blood pressure by vasopressin; G protein-coupled receptor signaling pathway. The record is from RefSeq and is a predicted model, not a curated record. Gene Ontology annotation, cellular component: plasma membrane. Gene Ontology annotation, molecular function: peptide binding; vasopressin receptor activity. NCBI's taxonomy places the organism in Eukaryota, Metazoa, Chordata, Hyperoartia, Petromyzontiformes, Petromyzontidae.
AUGCAAGUUAGGGACGGAGGAAAAAUGCUUGGAAACGUGACGGGCGAGAUGGAGGGCGACAUCCUUAAUGGUACCGGCGUGGCCUACGCCCCGGCAGCUUCGAACGGCUCACAUGCGGCGCCCGCAGAGGCCUUCACAACUGCCCUCGCCUCCAUCAAUGCUACGCUCAACGGCUCCUCGCAGAACGCCCUGGACCGCAAUGAGGAGGUGGCCAAAGUCGAGAUCGCCUUGCUCUCGAUCAUCUUGUUCGUGGCCAUCGUGGGCAAUGUCUGCGUGCUGCUGGCCCUCAUCAACACCCGCAAGAAGACGUCACGCAUGCACCUCUUCAUCAUGCACCUGAGCAUCGCGGACCUGGUGGUUGCCUUCUUCCAGGUGCUGCCGCAGCUCAUCUGGAAAAUCACCUACCGCUUCAACGGCUCUGACUUCCUGUGCCGCACCAUCAAAUACCUGCAGAUCCUAGGCAUGUUCGCCUCUACGUACGUGCUCAUCAUGAUGGGGCUAGACCGCUACAUUGCCAUCUGCCACCCUCUAAGGACGCUCCGCCAGUCUUCCAAGCAGUCCUACCAGAUGAUCUUCGUCAGCUGGUUCCUGAGCAUGCUCUUCAGCCUGCCGCAGGCGUUCAUCUUCUCGAUGUCCGAAGUGGAGAACUCGGGCAUCAUCGACUGCUGGGCUGAGUUCAUCAAGCCCUGGGGCACCAAGGCGUACAUCACCUGGAUGACAAGCUCAGUCUUCAUCAUCCCGGUGAUCAUCCUCAUCUGGUGCUACGGCAUGAUCACCUUCGCCAUCUGGAAAAACAUCAAGGCCAAGACGCAGGAAGGUGACAGCAGACACAACCCGGCCAAGAACAGCGCCCCUUCCAGGGUCAGCUCGGUGCGCAGCAUCUCCAAGGCGAAGAUCCGCACGGCCAAGAUGACAUUCGUCAUCAUCAUGGUGUACAUCAUCUGCUGGACCCCGUUCUUCUUCGUGCAGAUGUGGUCAGUCUGGGACAGCUCCGCGCCUUUUGAAGGAAUCCCAUUUGCCAUCGUCAUGCUGCUGGCGAGCCUCAACAGCUGCACCAACCCCUGGAUCUACAUGUUCUUCAGCGGGCACCUGCUCUACGACUUUGUGCGCUACUUCCCGUGCGGGGCGCGCUCGCGUGCCCGCUCCCGCGAGGCGGACGAGUCGCGCGCCAGCGACAGCAGCCGCCGGAACCACACGUUCGUGAGCCGCCUGACCAGGAGGAGCCUGACGCUCUCCUCGGGCUCGCAGCACGAGGAGGCGUCGUCGCGCACCACCAGCCUCUCUCCCGUCGCACGAGUGCCCAAGACGUACUUUGCGUGAGCCGCUCGUGUCUUUUGAUUUUUAAAAUAAUCUGAUUCCCAGGGCUUCAUUUCGGCUGGGGGUUUGUCCCGGGGGGGUCAGCGACCGGCACAGGCACAUCGCGUACACGUCUCGCUCCGGCUGUGGUGGCUACGGGUCUAACAGCCACCCCGGAAAGUAUUUACGCACCCGGCACACCACGUCCAGUAUACUGCUCGUUAUGACUGUGGCUGCCAGGUAAGUGCCACUCCCCCCGCCCCCGCCUACCCGGUCUACUGAAGUCUACCAACGGGCCAGAAAAUAUUUACGCAGCUAGCAGAGCAUAUCCAUCAUUCCUCUAGCCGUGGCUCUCCGUGCCACCCACUGCAGUCUUACUGGCGACCCAGAGAACAUUCGGUGAGAAAUGAAGCCCUGCUUUUUUUUUCCCUUUGUGUGUUUUUGAGAUGUGUGAGCGGUUGGUGCAGAAUGUGUACUGCGUUGGUUGCGAGGCUUACACCGUGAACACCGUCGAUGCUCCCAGCAGUGCGCUAGGGAUUGACAUUUUGCGAUUGAAGGGAACGCACUCGGUUGCUUUUUGUGACUUUCAUUGCAUUUCGAUUUAAAGCUUUCGUGAUUGCAGGGAUUCAUCUUCUUGGUUCUUUCGGUAAAGUCACGUAGAAUGGAAAAAAAAACAUAAUAAAAUAAUUCUCACGACGUUUCGGCAACAACGCAAGCAGCCGUUGUGAGAAUUAUUUUAUUGUUUUAUUUUAUUAUUAUUAUUUUAUUAUUUCCAUUCUACGUGACUUUACCGAAAGAACCAAGAAGAUUUCAUUGCAUUGUAAAAUAAUAUAUAUACAAACAUUCCCAGCUUUGAGAAAACUCCAGGGCACGAAGAGACGGUGUGAUGUUUAUGAGUUAUUGGGCAUUCCGUGCAACUGCAAGCAAGAUAAUUCAGGGAGAGAGAGCAGGAGAUAUUUUUUGUUGCCAUCAGUAGGUGGAAGUGGCCAUGCAGAUGACAGCCAUAUUUAGCAUGCAGUGAAGCUCAAUGGAGCAAUUUUUGUUGGAAAAAGUAGCGCGGGUAUUUGUGAUUUAUGCUCUUACACACAGAUACAGAGUGAUAAUGUUUAAGUAUUGUACACAGGAAGGAAUAUAUUAGGGAGAGUAUUUUUGCAAGCAUGCGCAAAUCUUUGUGAAUGUGUUUAAAAUACAAAUGUUUUCCAAUAUAUUUAGAAGACAAAAAAAGUUACAACCACACGGAUUUGUGUGCAUAUGUAAAAGUGAGUCUAAUUUUUUGACAAAAUGUAACAGUGGCUUAAAUUGAGCUCAGUAUUAUAUGUACAGUUAUUACGUGUAUUGAAUAUUAUAUAAACUUGCAUCGAAUUAAGUUAGUUUUACCGAUCAGCUUUUCAUAAAUAUAGUUACUUUGUAUCACUGUGCUCGAUACAAAUCCUUAGCCAUGAGGGUGGUGAGAGGGGGGAGGGGGGGAUCACCCCUCCUCUAGACAUCAGUACCCCCCCAAACCAAUCCAAAUGGUGAUAUGUACCAAAAUACAUUGUUAACAAGGAAAUUUGUCAACAUCAUGCGCCUUUGCCAAAGCUACGCAUGGCUUCAGUUUCAGUUUCAUUUAUUAGGAUUUACCCUGUGAGCCAUUCGGCUCUUGAUUUGGGUUCAACCGCAACAAACAAGAAAAUUACAAGAUACACCUAAAAUUCAUUGUACACAAAUCUGAACAUCACAUACGUGAACAAUAAAAUCCUACAGAAUAAGCACAACCUGUCCAUGCUGUAUACAGAAAGUGCAAAACAUUCCAUUUCGAUGUUUGAUCCCAAUAGCAAUCAUUAUACAAUACAGAUAAAAAAACAAGUAUUAACCUAUACUAAAUUAAAACGAUCGGGCCACACCAAGCCCCUUUAAAACUUACUAAAACAAUGCUAUAUAAACAACGUAACAACAUUCUAAAGUUUUUUUCCCUCCAAAAAUUGUAUUGGAGCAACAAAGGCAUGCAUUUUAAUGGGCAAAAAACAUGCCCCAUCUAAGAUUUGCUGACAACAAAAUCAUUAGAACAACAUCCAAGUGAAAUGCUUGAUCACAACGGAGGAUAAAACUUGUGCCAGACGGCCCAGAACACACGGCACCACUGGAUUUCCGUAUUCUUGAUAAGAUACUAAGUAGAAGCGAGGGAUAGUGAAUUAUUUCUCAGCUAUAACAUCCACCCACCCGUAUUUUGGUUCAGUGUGUGCCAUCAUGGAGGUCAAUCACGCUCGAAACUGUGCCGUGGAAUGGAAAAAGAUUGAGCACUACUCAAUCGGGUCGAAUGUUUCACAACGGUCAAUGUAUGUUAUGGUAUUGUGAACUUCUUUUGCACCGUACGUAGCCAACCGUGCUUAUCGGAGGUGCGGGAAACUGUCUAACCAAUUCGCUAAAUCGUAUCGUGAGUCCUGCAGCCAUUUUUAAUGACACACGGUAUAACUUGUAAAAUCCACUAAAGGAUACGUUCUGUCCAUCAGGAGUCGAUAUUUACGUCUAACUGAAUUUUGCUGCAGAAAUCUGGUCGAUCCGCUUCAUAACCAAAGACUGUGCACCCGUAGUAAACCAUGUAUUCAAAGACAAUGACAGAGAGGGUUUCGUAAAGUAUUUAUUUUAUUUAACGUUUACGGAAUGUGUAAUAUAAUGUCACUUAUACCUUGUGCAUGUACGUGACGUAAGAUUACCUGUUUUGCUUAUCUUUCAACCGUUUUAGUUUUUCCUAGACGACAGCCGUCUGCCGAUGUUGCCAAAUUUUGCAUAGCGAAGCAUUCACUUUGUCUUCAUACAUCUGUUUACAGUUAAAAAAUGUUAUCUGUAAAUCUACCCAUCGUGGAAUAAAAGAUAA